Messenger RNA from Cornus florida, 1811 nucleotides. Its product is annotated as SNF1-related protein kinase catalytic subunit alpha KIN10-like. Bases 206 to 1522 code for a protein of 438 amino acids. The transcript has 9 exons. The record is from RefSeq and is a predicted model, not a curated record. Gene Ontology annotation, molecular function: protein serine/threonine kinase activity; ATP binding. Gene Ontology annotation, cellular component: cytoplasm. Lineage: Eukaryota; Viridiplantae; Streptophyta; Magnoliopsida; Cornales; Cornaceae. Gene Ontology annotation, biological process: intracellular signal transduction; protein phosphorylation.
AAACGCAUGUACUGAUAUAAACAAUGGUUUUUUGGUUUGACGUUAUAUACUAGACCCUCUUCAUUUGGUGCUUUGUACUCAUUACCAAGUAUGUAAUUUUCAUGUUUCUCUGAAUCUCUUACUUGGGGUUUUCUUCUUCUCCUGGGGCACCUAUUUCGGUUCCUUUAAUUUGGUAUGCAUCAGUACAGAUUUAUGCGUCUUUAAAAUGGAAGGAACCAGUUCUAAACGUGGCACAUCAUCUCAAAAUACUCUAUCGAACUAUAAGAUGGUGAAGGAAAUUGGUGAAGGGGCAUUUGCUAAGGUGCAACUUGCAGUUAAUAUCAUCACAGGACUUAAAGUUGCUAUUAAGAUCCUUGAUCUUCAAUCAAAAAAUGCUUCCGAUGCCAAAAAAGUGAGACAGGAGAUUAAUAUCCUGAGGCUAUUUUCAGAUCCUCGUAUAGUUCAUCUUUAUGAGGUCAUAGAGACUCGGUCGAAAAUUUAUGUUGUCAUGGAGUAUAUCAAUUCAGGUGAUCUAUAUGAUUAUACUACAGUGCGUGGCAGACUCUCAGAGGAUGAGGCUCGCCACUUCUUUCAACAGAUUAUUUCAGGCGUUGAGUGUUGUCACCUCCACAUGGUGGUUCACCGAGACCUCAAGCUAGAGAACCUACUGUUGGAUUCCAAGCACAAUGUCAUAAUUGCCGACUUUGGUCUCAGCGAUAUCAUGCAUGAUGGUCAUUUUCUCAAAACAGGCUGUGGAAGUCCACAUUAUACUGCUCCUGAGGUUUUAUCUGGGCGACUGUAUGCUGGUCCUGAGGUUGAUGUUUGGAGUUGCGGUGUCAUCUUAUACGUUCUUCUUUGCGGGAUGUAUCCUUUUGAUGGUCAUGAGUCCAGUUUAUAUGCGAAAAUAAAGAGUGGAAUAUACUCAUUACCAAAUCAUUUGUCCCCUGGUGCACGUGAUUUGAUUAAGCGGAUACUUGUUCUUGAUCCUAUUAGCCGUUUAUCAAUUCCUGAAGUACGUCAACAUCCUUGGUUUCAACAGCAUCUUCCACGAGAUGUAGCUAUGCAUUCAACCACUGCAACUCCUAAUACAAAUAAUGCGCAGGCGCAGGCGCAUAUAGAUAGUCCACAAGUAUACUUGAGAUCACCGGCUAAUUUGCAGAGAAACUGGACUCUAGGAUUUCAGUCUCAAGCAUCUCCUCAUAAAAUGAUGACACAUGUCUUAAAGGUUCUUCAGAAGUUACACGUGCGAUGGAAGGAGAUUGGACAUUACAACAUGAAAUGUCUUUGGUUACCUGUAUUUCCCACCUAUUCUAGACCUGUACUAAAAUGCGGUCCUUCUAAAAAAAGUCAAAGCUGUGGUGAUGAUUCAUCAAUUACAAGUAUGAGCAGAGUGUGUGUUAGGUCACAAAAUGCUGUCAAGUUUGAAAUUCAGCUUUACAAAGCCAGUGGAAAUUUAUAUGUUCUGGAUUUGCAAAGGAUUGAUGGCUCCCCCUUUCUCUUCCUUGAAGUCUCUGCCGCUUUUCUUGCAUUAGUAGUGGCAUAAUUUUGUUUAUUCUGCUGCACCGUACGAAGUAAUGUGAAGUUUAUACUAGUUUUAAGAUCAAAGGGUAUCUGUUGUAUGUAUGUAAGCGUAGUCAUUUAUACUCGAGUAUAGUGUUGCUUUCAACUGUUAAACUUGGUACUUUUAAGUACCAUAUUACAUUAUAUAUGCAGCCUUGGUUCUAAUUGGAAGUUGGAACAGACAAACAAAUAUUCAAUUUUUGGUCGAUAUUUGAAGUGUUGAUCAGUUGUAUGUAUAAUAGUUGAUUUUAUUUUUAGUUUUUAGUUCUCUC